AUGGAGAAAAACAACGACGCCGCUUCAUUUGUUCACAAGGAGACACUGGGCAAUGUUCGACUUCGUGAUGAAGGGAACAAUAUCAUUCUGGUUCCUACUCCAUCUAACAGCCCCAAUGAUCCCCUGAACUGGCCAAAGGCGUAUCGUUACUACAUCGCUGGCGUCGUCUCGUUGGCUAUCUUCUUAACCAACUUCGUCGCAGCAGGGCCCACUGUCGCCAUGAUCGACAUGGCAACCGACUAUUUCGGAGCCGGUCCCGACCUGCCUGGCAGCAUAUCCAAGAUAUCGUACUUUAUCACCGCCACUACCCUCCUGCAGGGCAUGGGUAAUUUGAUAUGGAUGCCUCUCGUAGUCAAGUUUGGUCGCCGUCCCAUCUAUGUUAUCUCCUUCGUUUUGUUUACGGCAACUACCUUCUGGACAGGCGGGGCGUCAACUUAUGAUAGUACGCUAGCCGCACGUAUUCUCAUGGGGUUCUCUUCUGGCGCUGCCGAGUGCCUUGCUCCAUUAACCAUCUCAGACAUAUUCUUUCUCCAUGAGCGAGGCACCAUUAUGGCAAUCUAUUCAGCAGCCCUUUCGGCAGGUGUGGGUUGCGGUAUCGUAGUUUCGGGCCUCAUUACGAUCAAUUUGCACUGGCGAUAUAUAUAUUGGGUUUCCGGUGCGCUAGUUGGCGCUUGCACGCUUCUCAUUAUUCUUAUAUUCCCAGAAACUGAGUACAAUAGGGAGAAGAUGAUAGUAUACACAGAGACAGAGACAGCUCCUAAUGCGUCAGAACUGGGUUCUCAAUCGCUGCCCUCGGACAAAUCUAGACUGCACGUCUACUGGAAGAGCCUUUCCCUCUAUAGUGGUACACGUACACAGGAGUCUUUCUCGAAGCUCUUUGUCCGCCCAAUCAUCCUCAUUAUACUCCCUCCCGUCUUGUGGGCAACCCUAAUCAUGGCAGCUGCUAUUGGCUUUCUUGUCGCUAUUACAUCCAACUAUGCCUCGGCUUUCAGCACUCUCUAUAACUUCAAGCCGUGGCAGUCAGGACUCUGCUUCAUUGCUAGCCCUAUCGGUGCCUUAGCUGGCAACUUCUGUGGUGGCUAUGUCAGUGACCGGACUGCUGACUACUUUACGAAGCGGAACAACGGCAUUCGAAGUCCGGAGAUGCGUUUACCUGCCAUUGCUAUCUCAUUGAUCACUGGACCUCUGGCUCUUGUUCUCUACGGCAUAAGCGUUGCUGAUGCGUACCAUUGGAUUGUGCCUACUGUUGGCAUCGGGCUUUUGACAUUCUCUGUCGUCCAAGCCACAAACAUCAGUCUGGUAUACACUAUCGACGCUUAUAGGCCAAUUGCAGGCGAGAUAGCAGUUACGCAGUACGCAUACAAAUCUGCUUUUGGGUUUCUUCUUUCAUUCUAUACGAAUCCGUGGAUCGACAAGUCUGGAUAUAAAGCAGCAUUUGGUGCCAUGGCCGGAAUCAUCGGUGGCAUCAUUCUCCUUGGAGCUCCGAUUUUCAUAUAUGGCAAGAGGAUCAGGAAUACCACGUGGAGGUGGAAGGUCAUUAGAAGCCUUGCCCAUUGGGAGGAGGAUCGCGAGGUCGGCGAGUGA
Molecule: messenger RNA, 1584 nt
Organism: Fusarium oxysporum Fo47
Lineage: Eukaryota; Fungi; Ascomycota; Sordariomycetes; Hypocreales; Nectriaceae
Product: major facilitator superfamily domain-containing protein
Exons: 6
Coding region: 1-1584 (527 amino acids)
Biological process (GO): transmembrane transport
Molecular function (GO): transmembrane transporter activity
Source: RefSeq, a predicted model, not a curated record